AUGAGAGAUUUCCUUUUUUCGUUGCUGAUUUGCGGCAUUUGGUCAAUAGGAGUUUCUCAAUAUGGACAACCGGCAGCUGGUAACUCUCCAGCCACUUCAUCUUCACUUUACUUGAGUCCAUAUUACUAUGAUGAUAGCUCGUCAAGUAGCAGCAGUAGCCAAGAGGAGUGCAGUGAGAGUCGAGUGAAACACGCGAAAUGCCCAAAGGGACUCGAUUCGAACGGGACGAGUUGCAAGACACCAAAUACCAGGCGAGUCGAAAUGAACGACAAAGAGUACUUGGAAGUGACGUGUAAUGGACAGAAGCGCUGGACAGCUCUUGUCACAAAUUCUGGAAAGGUGAUCAAUGUGGCUUUCGGGAAAUUGGAGCAUGUGCUGGCUUGCUCGGACAGAAAAAACGAAUGGAAAACCUUCACAUAUCAAGGAAAGAGAAUUCACACAAGACACGUUUUUUGUGUUCAUGGAAAACUCGUUGACGAAUUUUUGGAGCGAGGAGCAACAACAACUACCACUUCUACGACUGCCACAACAACAACAACCGCCAUACCAGACAAACUCAUCUUUGCACUCCCUAAAUUCGAUGACAGUAUUCUUUCAACUGCUUCUCGAUUCAAAAGACAAGCAAACAGCAAUCAAUGCUUUGACUGUCAAACGAUGGCUGAUGCAAUUGCUCAAAUAUUGACUCAAUUGAAAGCCUCAGGCGAACAAACGGUCGCGUUUUUCACUUUUGGUCUCGAUCAAACAGAUCUCACAACUCCGACCAACAUUGAUGAUGCGAUUGCUCAGAUUCAGAGCUUUUCUUGCGCUGGUUCGACGAAUAAAGGAGUCAACGAGGCAAGUGGAUUGCAAGCUCUUUCUCAACAAGCUGCGACUGGAGACAGUGUCGUUUAUUUUGCACCGUGCACUUUCAUCAAAGUCGAUACCGAUGUAAGCACGAUCACUGAGCAGUUCAAAACAAUCUUGUCUGGGAAACUUGUGAUUCAAAAAGAAGGCGCUGACUCGACACCAUACACGGCUGCCGGCAAUGUUGCUGUCGUUCAAGCAGACACUCCAACGGCUAUUGCAUCAGAGUCAGUUCAAGUCUUGGAAAGCACAACCACGACGACAACGACAGAGCUACCGACUACAACAACGACCUCAAUUGAUACAACGACAACUCCAACAGGGACAACAACUACCACUACCGGCACCACCACAACUCCUGGAACAACAACGACCACAACAAUACAACAACCACUACUGGAACAACCACAACUCCUUCCGGAACUACUACCACAACCACUACUACCACUACGACAACAACAACUCCAACUACCACCACGAGUACUACGACUACCACACCUACGACGACGACAACAACCACAACCACGACUACAACAACUACAACGACUACUACCACGACAACGACUACAACGACAACCACUACCACGACAACAACUACAACAACGACCACUACUACGACAACGACAACGACGACGACAACCACAACGAACGACUACAACGACUACAACGACCACAACCACCACCACGACAACGACUACAACAACAACUACCACCACUACAACCACUACUACGACAACGACAACGACGACCACAACAACAACUACCACCACUACAACCACUACUACGACAACGACAACGACCACUACCACCACCACAACGACAACGACAACCACGACUACAACCACAACGACAACGACAACUACCACUACUACAACCACAACCACCCCCAGAUGUGCCACAUGCUCAACAUUCGCAAUCAGUGGCACUGGCGCUACAUCAUCAACCACAACCAACAUGAAUAGUGGAUCGAGAAUUCAAUCGGGAACCGGUGCAUCGGGGAUCAAUGUUCAGGCGUGCAGGACAAUUACGCUAAAUCUCGUGUGCAACACGAACGGUCAAUGGGCCAAUGCAGCCAACGCUACUGAGAGAACCGCCACAACGAUGACUUGCAGCUCGGCGAACGGUGGAAGUUGCGGCGGUGGU
Molecule: messenger RNA, 1986 nt
Organism: Mesorhabditis belari
Lineage: Eukaryota; Metazoa; Nematoda; Chromadorea; Rhabditida; Rhabditidae
Source: the annotation of a GenBank genome assembly